AUGGACUUACAACCUUAUUGUCAUAUUCGUGUUACUAAUUUUGACAAACAUCAAGAUGCCCCUACUGGAUACUUAAAUGGUGGACAAAAACAGCAAACAUAUGUCUUCAGAGAAUACUAUGUAUGCCAUCUUUCAGGAUCUAAAAGAGUACAUGCUGGUGUUGUUCGAGGUGGUGCUUCCGGCCAUGUACGCGGCUUGCAAAAGAGAAGCAAGAAGAGCAACUGCCCAGCCACUUUAAAGGUCGUCUGUUUGCCAAGUGAUCCUUCAAUGGUUACAAUUACUCAUUCUGAUAACCAGAACCACGAAAUUGGAAGUAGAGAAUUGCCAUUUUUGCCUGUAUUGGUCUCCGUAAGGGCUUUAAAUAAUGUUCUUGCUCGUGAUAGCACCCACCGUCCUACUUUGAUUUAUGCUGAUGAAAUCUACAACAUCUACAAAAGAAUUCAAGAAGCAAGCUAUCAAAGACAUCCAAAUCAUCACCAAUCUGUCCGUGCUUGUUUAAGCGAGCUUCAACAAGAGAAUUUCGAGACUUUUGAAGGCCGCGAUUUUAUGGAUUCUGUAUGUCUUGACGCCACACACAGCACUACCAGUUCUUCCAACGGAAUUCUUUAUACCAUUGUAACACACCAUCCUUUAAUUGGCACUGGUUGUUCUGUUGCUUUCUUUUUCACCAUCGAUCAAUCCAUGGGUCCAUUGGCGAACUUCUGGAGGUUCCUGAGAAAUCAAGCUGGGAUUUUGAACAUCGCGAAGAUCACCAUCGAUGUUAGUAGUACCGAGUUGGGUGCGAUCCAAGCAGUAUACGCUUCCGCAAGUGUGGAAUGGUGUUGGUUUCUUGUGGCCAGAGCUUGGACAGGAAAAAUCCGGCAACUGGUAAAUCCUGGUGAUACCCACCACAACAACACCGUUCAGAACAAUAUCACUGCGGAUCUGAAGGCAAUGAUGUCGGAAAAUGACAGACCUUUCUUCAAAAGAAAACUUACAACAUUCAUCACCGAUUUAUCCGGGUAUCGCAAUUUUUUGCAGUACUUCAAAUCCGUACCUGGAAGACAAUGCGUUUAUGCGAUGGUCCGCCGCAUACCAAUUGGCAUUGUACACUAA
Mucor mucedo is the source of this 1095-nucleotide messenger RNA. RefSeq lists its product as uncharacterized. The record is from RefSeq and is a predicted model, not a curated record. The transcript is spliced from 4 exons. Lineage: Eukaryota; Fungi; Mucoromycota; Mucoromycetes; Mucorales; Mucoraceae. The coding region runs from base 1 to 1095 and encodes 364 amino acids.